AUGCUCGCGUUGUUCUUCCUUAUCAUGGCGGGUGGGACGCCGUUUGUCGUCAUGCUCGUGCUGGUGUGCCAGGCACUCGUCUACAGGGAGGUUACGGCGCUAUUCGAGUUCACCGCGCAUGCAGGGAGUAGACCGAUCGAGGGCAAAGGCGCGGAGAAGAGUGAGGACAGGUGGAGCAAGACGCUCAAUUGGUACUUCUUCGCGGUCACAAAUUAUUUCCUGUAUGGGGAAUCGCUUAUCCAUUAUUUCAAGCACGUGGUCUUCGCAGACGCUUGGCUCACACCGUUCGCGACCAAUCACCGGUUCAUCAGCUUCAUGCUCUACAUGAUCGGCUUUAUUGGCUUUGUCUCCAACCUGAAGCGGCAGUACCUGCGCCAGCAGUUUGGCCUGUUCUGCUGGGUUCAUAUGACUCUUUUCUUGAUCGUCGUCUCAAGCCACUUUAUUGUGAAUAAUAUCCUCGAGGGGCUCAUUUGGUUCUGGGUCCCGGCCUGUUUGGUCAUUUGUAACGAUAUUUUCGCUUACGUCUGGGGGAUGUCAUUUGGCCGUACCCCACUCAUCCAGCUCAGCCCAAAGAAGACCGUCGAAGGCUUCGUUGGCGCCUUCUUCACCACUCUCGUGUUCGCGUAUAUCCUCGGCACUUUCUCGAUGCAAUUUGAUUACAUGAUCUGCCCCGGGCAUGACUUGGGAGUCACUGCCUGGGACAAUGUGGUAUGCGACAAGAACAAGGUCUUCAUUUGGCGGGAUUUGCCGAUCGGCGAACCACUGGUGACGAUCCUGAGCACUUGGGCUCGCAGACCCGUGACAUCGAUUCCCGUCGCGCCCUUCCAAUUCCACUCGGUCGUUCUUGCCUGCUUCGCCUCCCUCGUCGCCCCUUUCGGCGGGUUCUUCGCCAGUGGGUUCAAGCGUGCCUUCGACAUCAAGGAUUUUGGAGACUCGAUUCCCGGUCAUGGGGGUAUGACGGACCGGAUGGACUGCCAAUUCCUCAUGGGCAUGUUCACUUAUGUGUAUUAUAGCACGCUCAUACGCGUCAACCACGUCACCCCGGGCUCGAUCCUGCAGGCGAUCGUGUCCAGCCUGGGGCCGCAGGAGCAGCUGGAGCUAUAUAGAGAACUGACGAGUUAUCUACAUACCAAAGGUCUGCUCGGCAUCUAG
This is a messenger RNA of Dacryopinax primogenitus, 1152 nucleotides long. Its product is annotated as phosphatidate cytidylyltransferase. Gene Ontology annotation, cellular component: endoplasmic reticulum membrane. The record is from RefSeq and is a predicted model, not a curated record. NCBI's taxonomy places the organism in Eukaryota, Fungi, Basidiomycota, Dacrymycetes, Dacrymycetales, Dacrymycetaceae. The transcript has 5 exons. Gene Ontology annotation, molecular function: phosphatidate cytidylyltransferase activity. The coding region runs from base 1 to 1152 and encodes 383 amino acids.